UUCUAGACAUUAGCAAGAAGACCACGAACCCCAGGACAAGACAAGAGACAUGGGAAGUCCCCUCCAUGCUCCCAUCUUCCUGGUUGUAUGCAUCUUUAUCCAGUCAAGUGCCUGCGGACAAGGCUUGGGGACAGAGCCAUUUGGGAAAAGCUAUGGAGCUGCUGAAGUAAGGAAACCAUCACAGGAGAUGGGGACGAGAUUCCUGCUCUUCAAAGAUGAAAAUGAUCGUCGAGGCUGUCAGCUCCGAGUCCAGAGCCCAGAAACACUGCAAGAGUGUGGCUUCAACACCUCCCAGCCGCUGGUCAUGAUCAUCCACGGGUGGUCGGGCUCAGAAAGUGCCACCGUGGGGGAAAAUUCAGACAGUGAUUCUCAGGUGGAUGGCUUGAUAGAAACAUGGAUCUGGAAGCUAGUAGGCGUGCUGAAGUCUCGACCCGUGAACGUAGGAAUGGUGGAGUGGAUCUCCCUGGCUUACCAACAUUACGCUAUCGCUGUACGCAACACCCGUGUUGUAGGCCAAGAGGUGGCCGCUCUUCUUCUAUGGCUGGAGGAAUCUGUGAAGUUUCCUCCAAGUGAAGUUCACCUAAUCGGCUACAGCCUGGGAGCACAUGUCUCAGGGUUCGCAGGCAGCUCCAUGGAUGGAAAGCACAAGAUUGGAAGAAUCACAGGACUGGACCCUGCAGGCCCUAUGUUUGAGGGAUCUUCCCCUAGCGACCGUCUUUCUCCAGAUGAUGCCAUAUUUGUGGAUGCCAUUCACACCUUCACCCGUGAGCACAUGGGUCUGAGUGUGGGCAUCAAACAGCCCAUUGCCCACUAUGACUUCUACCCCAAUGGGGGCACCUUCCAGCCCGGCUGCCACUUCCUGGAGCUCUACAGACACAUUGCAGAGCACGGCUUAAACGCCAUAACCCAGACCAUCAAAUGUGCUCAUGAGCGCUCGGUGCACCUCUUCAUUGACUCCUUGCGACACAGCGGCCUGCAGAGCACAGGCUUCCAAUGCAGUGACAUGGACAGUUUCAGCCAGGGCCUGUGUCUAAGCUGCAAGAAGGGCCGUUGCAACACUCUGGGCUAUGACAUCCGCAAGGAUUGGCCAGGCAAGAGCAAGAAGCUCUUUCUCAUCACCCGAGCCCAGGCUCCCUUCAGAGUUUAUCAUUACCAGUUCAAGAUCCAGUUCAUCAAUCAAAUUGAGAAGCCAGUAGAGCCCACUUUUUCCAUGUCCUUGCUGGGAACAAAAGAAGAAGUGAAGAAAAUUCCCAUCACCCUGGGCGAAGGAAUUACCAGUAAUAAAACCUACUCCCUCCUCAUCACACUGGACAAAGACAUUGGCGAGUUGAUCAUCAUCAAGUUCAAGUGGGAAAACAGUGCAGUGUGGGCCAAUGUCUGGAACACGGUGCAGGUCAUCAUGCCAUGGGGCAUGACAUCUCACUACUCGGGCCUCAUUCUGAAGACCAUCUGGGUCAAAGCUGGAGAAACACAGCAAAGAUAUGAAGCCUUCCUUUACUAAGAGAAUGCUAUGCAGUGAUGAAGAUGAACCAAAGUCCCAAGUCCACACCUCUGUCCCAACAAAGAAUGUGGUCAAGCUGGCCUGGAGAGGCAACGAAGCAACUGGGGCUCAGCCCUGAAGGAAGCAUUCCUAGAUUUUUUUUUUACAGGGACACCGCAAAUGCAUAUGGCAUGAUAUAAACAUGGAACUAAACUGAGCUGUGUCUUAGUCAGAGUUUCUAGAACUGUGAAGAGACACUAUGAGCACAGCAACUCUUAACAAAGGGAACAUUUAACUGGGGCUGACUUACCGUUCAGAAGUCUAUUGAGGUUAUGGCAGGAAGCAUGGCUGCAUGCAGGCAGACAUGGUAAUGGAGAGGUGGCUGCAAGCUUGGUACCUCCACAGGCAGCAGGAAGAAAGAGAGAGACACUGGGCCUGGCUUUGAGCACUCAAAGCCCACCCCCAGUGACACACUUCACUUUCUCCAACAAGACCACACCUCCUGAUGCCGCUCCCUAAGUGUUCAUAAUAUGGGUCUCCAGGGGUCAUUAUUGUUCAAGCCACCACACACGCUCAGGAAUGGAUACACAUGGUAGAACUCGAAGCAAGAGCAGCACGCUGCUGCCAUGACUGUGAGGCUGCAGCCCCUCCAGGAAGACAACACAGUACCUCAGGAGCCAGCGGUACCCUGCAUCAUCUCUAGGCUCUGGAGAUGCAGAUGUUCAUGGUGACAGCCCUUCUACAAACCGUGCAGAGACACGCUGUGUAUAUGCCACGUUUCACAUGAUGGGUAAAAAAAGAGAAAGAAAGAGCAGAAUUAAACAAACACAUUUCUACUACAGCACCAUGUCUUCUGA
Microtus oregoni (creeping vole) is the source of this 2337-nucleotide messenger RNA. RefSeq names its product lipase C, hepatic type (gene Lipc). NCBI's taxonomy places the organism in Eukaryota, Metazoa, Chordata, Mammalia, Rodentia, Cricetidae. Gene Ontology annotation, biological process: lipid metabolic process. The record is from RefSeq and is a predicted model, not a curated record. Gene Ontology annotation, molecular function: apolipoprotein binding; triacylglycerol lipase activity. The transcript is spliced from 10 exons. Bases 50 to 1501 code for a protein of 483 amino acids.